AUGUCGAGUUCAAAUCAAAAUUUUUUAGAACAUUUUAUAGCUGGUGGAUUUGGCGGUAUGUGUUGUGUUGCUACGGGUCAUCCGUUUGAUACUAUAAAAGUACGAAUACAAACAAUGCCACGACCAGCACACGGCGAACAACCGCUCUACACUGGUCCUUUGGAUUGCCUACGAAAAACGGUUCAAAAAGAAGGAUUUUUUACACUCUAUAAAGGUAUGUUAGCACCUUUAAUCGGCGUCUCUCCUUUGUUUGCUAUUUAUUUUGGAAGUUGUGCUUUGGGUAAAUGGUUGCAACAAAAAUCACCCGAUCAACAAAUGACAAAUUUGCAAAAUUUUAAUUCUGGUGCGCUAGCUGGAAUUUUCACUACUAUUAUUAUGGUACCUGGUGAACGAAUUAAGUGCCUUUUGCAAGUUCAGCAAUCAGGAAACGCUCUUAAAGAAUGUGCUACAUAUAGUGGGCCAUUGGAUGUUGUUAAAAAAUUAUAUAAACAAGGUGGUAUCACUAGUCUUUACAGGGGUACAGCGGCUACACUUCUGCGUGAUAUUCCUGCAAGUGGAAUGUAUUUAAUGACAUAUGAAUAUCUGAAAAAACUUUUUGCGGGUCCAGAAAGAACACUUUCUCCUUUGGCAACUUUAACCGCUGGUGGAUUUGCUGGCAUUGCAAAUUGGGCAGUUUGCCUACCGCCAGAUGUGUUGAAAUCUCGAUUACAAACUGCUCCCGAAGGCAAAUAUCCAGAUGGAAUUCGUGGAGUUUUUCGCGAAGUAAUGUGUGAAGAAGGACCUCGAGCUUUGUUCAAAGGUUUUACGCCUGUAAUGUUACGUGCUUUUCCAGCUAAUGCUGCAUGUUUCUUAGGCUUUGAACUUGCACUUAGCUUUUUUCGCCUUUUCCAGUAA
Messenger RNA from Dracunculus medinensis (Guinea worm), 894 nucleotides. Lineage: Eukaryota; Metazoa; Nematoda; Chromadorea; Rhabditida; Dracunculidae. The record is from the annotation of a GenBank genome assembly.